Rhipicephalus sanguineus (brown dog tick) is the source of this 1517-nucleotide messenger RNA. RefSeq names its product protein O-mannose kinase-like. The transcript has 3 exons. The coding region runs from base 82 to 1056 and encodes 324 amino acids. Lineage: Eukaryota; Metazoa; Arthropoda; Arachnida; Ixodida; Ixodidae. Gene Ontology annotation, cellular component: endoplasmic reticulum membrane. Gene Ontology annotation, biological process: carbohydrate phosphorylation; protein O-linked glycosylation. The record is from RefSeq and is a predicted model, not a curated record. Gene Ontology annotation, molecular function: carbohydrate kinase activity; phosphotransferase activity, alcohol group as acceptor.
GCAGGCGCGAGUUGCGAAGUUGCGGUACGGUGUGUACUUGCGUGUGCCUGAGAAGUUCAUUUUAAUGCGAAGAAGUUUUACAUGUGUAGGCGUAGUAUUCUAUGUGUCAAGCUUUGGCUGCUCUGCGUCGUCGUGCUGGCGUUUAUUUGGCGCUAUUCUAGAAAAAACGGCGAACGUGCUUCAGUAUGUUGGGAGGACGUGACGAAUGCGGAGAGGUUGUCGUGCAGGCUUGUGUGUCCCAACGGCACCUUUGCACUGCGCGGGAUGUCUGACUGUCAAGAUCUUUUGUCUUGCAAGGAUAUAAAACAUGAAGUCCAUGUACUCGACUUGCUAGCAUCCGGCACUGUAAAAAAUGUAUACGUUGCGAAAUGGAAGCAUCACAUUGUGGCCCUGUCAAAUUUGACUGAAACUCGGCUUGCGUCGGACUUUCAGCACAAUAUACAGAUGUACCAACUUUUGGGCAACGCUGAUUAUACAGCUCAAUAUAUUGGAUCCUGUAACGACACACUUGUCACAGAGUACUUUACUCUUGGUUCUGCAGCAGAGCUGCACAGCCUUUUCAACACAAAACUUAUUAGGUACAACACCCUGUCACGACGCUUUUCCCUAUGCCUCAGCUACGUUGCCAUCCUGAAGUAUCUCCAUGCUCACAAUCGUAUUAUGUGUGACUCAAACACCUUGUUGAAGACCCUGUCACAAUAUUUGAUUUACCCUGACUUGACUUUACGACUCAAUGACAUGGACGCCCUGCCAUAUGCCACUCUUACUGAAAUGGCUGCCUGUGGUUCACCACCAUUGCAAGGGGAACUGCUGGCACCAGAACAGCGAGGAGCUUUGCUACACGAAUCGCUCUGCACAACAGCAUGCGACAUUUGGAAAAUUCCAGAUGUCUGUUUGUGGUUUCUGGGAAAGAAUAGCGAAGCUGAAAGCUUUAAGUUUCAUCUGUUUUCAAUUCAUCGUCGGUGCAAACUGCAUCAGCCAGAGGAGCGCCCCAGUGCAGAGGAAGUUCUGAAAGACUAUCAGAGGGUUUGGCAAGAGUGGAUGCGAGGUCUUUAAAUUGAACUAUGAUAUUUCACAGUCGCAGCACAUCAACACCUUCAGUACUUUGAUGCAUUUUGAGACCUCUAAUCUUUGCAUAGGUGCAUGCUGAGCUGAAUACAGGACUAUGUCACAGACAUGGUGUACAGCUGUUCAGCAACUGUCAAUUAGGAAUUUUUUGUUUUAUAUCUUGUGGGUGAUAAGCUGCAGCUGUUGCAACAUAAGCAUCAAGUGCAUGGAUGAUUUGUUGAAGUGUGCUGUGCUUGUACAAAGACUUUCAUACGUAUUGAUAUAAAUUUCUUCAUAAAGGAUUACUGAUAUAAACUUUCAAGCUCAUUCUUCUUUGUAUUACAUGAAGGUCAAAGCUCCUUUAGCUUUUAAAAAGAUACUAGGAAGCACUAGAGCACGCUAAAUAAUUUACUGCAAUACUUCUUUCUACAAACCAGCUUGAUUUCAGUGCUCGGGAGGUAGACAUGUCA